GUACCCAGGGUCUUCUGUGUUCACGGGGCGCGGAACUACGCGACGAAGACCCUGGUCGGGGCUGAUGACGUCACAGCAUGGGAAUCUAUCGCCUCAGGGGGUGUAAGAAAAGAUAUCAUAUUACAUGCUUCCACUUUUCAUGCUUUCAUUCCGGUUUCCGCCAUGUUAGACUACAUCGCAUUUUUAUCUUGCUUGGAAUUUGCUCUUUUAAAUAGUGUAUACCAAAACACUAUUCUAAAACCAAAACAAAUUAUUUGUCUGGAGAACGUCUAUCUUGAAAAAGAUGUGAUGUGUGUUUUACCAACGGGCUAUGGGAAGUCUUUGAUUUUUCAUCUGCUGCCAAUGUUGUUGUUCGCCAAAUUCAAGUUGCUUGGCGAUUUGCGUUUUUCAUGGAGAUCACGAGGCCUUUCUGCGACAGUAGUGAACUCAAUUGUUAUCGUUGUGUCGCCAUUGAACUCUUUAAUGAGUGAUCAAGUAUCUCGCCUGAGCAUGAGCGGCAUUAGAUCGUCGAUUAUAAACGUGAAGGAAGCAAGAGAAGGUCAAAUAACGUAUGGUUCAGAGGAUAGUGAUGACUUAGAAACUAGCGCUGAAAUCGAUUUAAGCCAUUGCGAAGAGGAAAAGCUAUGCGAUGGUUACUAUCAAAUUGUUUUCGCCCAUCCAGAGACACUAAUCUCGAGCAAAUAUGGGCGUAAUUUACUUUUGAGCAAGCCAUAUCAAGAGAAUGUUGUGGCAGUUGUGAUUGAUGAAGCUCAUUGCAUAGUUGACUGGGGGAGUGACUUCAGACAGGACUACAGAAGGUUGGGUGUCUUAUGUGCCUUAUUUCCUCACGUACCUGUCAUUGCAAUGACUGCCACUGCUUCUCAUGCAGACGUCAAGUGUAUUAAAGAUUCUUUGGGGUUAAAGAAAUGUAAGAAUGUCAUCGGCAAUCCAGAUAGGAAAAAUAUUUACUAUAAGAAAGUAUUUCGAACCGGGCAUGAUGUUGACACCAUUGAAUCAAUCCUGAUGCCAAUUGCAAGUGAUCUUUUGCAGCAAAAGAUUGCAUACCCUCUAACUAUUAUAUACAUUUCAUUACGUUUGUGCGGCUUUGCAUAUAAGCUGUUUGAACAUGUUCUUGGAAUCGAGCAAUACUUUCCCUCUGGUGCAACUGCAAUUCCAGCGAAUAGGCUAUUUGCACAGUAUCAUUCUCCACAGACUAAUCAAAUGAAAGAAGAAAUCCUGAGGCAGCUCUGUUCUGGAAAAAGUACAGUUCGCGUAGUCUUUGCUACCGUAGCAAUUGGGAUGGGGGUGGACAUACCUGACAUCCGCCAGGUUGUGCAUGUUGGACCCCCCUGCACUGUGAAAGAAUACUUUCAAGAAACUGGACGUGCUGGUAGGGAUGGGAGGUCAUCAUUUGCUGUAUUGUAUUACAACAACAGGGAUAUUGGCAAAAACAGAGUUGGAAUGCAAGACGACAUGCGUGAUUUUUGCUCAAGCACUGACUUAUGCUUAAGAAAGUUAUUAUUAAAAUCACUGGAUUACGAAUUAGAUACAGUCCAUAAACCAUUACACUUGUGUUGUUGUGUAUGUGAAAAUCUUUGCAAGUGUUCAACUUGCUUGUAAACACCUUCUUAUGGAGAAACUGUAAGCUUCAAUAAAAUUUAUGUUGUACAGCAAAUUCAAUAAACAGUGCACAUGGAAUAGAAAAUCACAGUGUCGAAACCUUAUGAUAAAAGUGUUCAUGUAACUGAUCAUGCAUUCUUUCAAUGUAAUAUAAUCUUAGUUAAGCAGACAAAAUUUGCACAAAUUUUAAAUUGAGAUUGCAAUUAAUGUGUUUACUGAAUCAUAGUUGAAUAUGAAACAAUAGUUUUCUAGUACCAUAUACUUUGCACUUUUGACCUAUAUGAAUUAUAUACAAAGAAUAUAUACAAAAAUUAUCAUGGUACUUCUAUUACAUUAUCUUGUACAUAUUUGUUAAUUAAAGUUCAUGCGCACUUCACAAACAACAUAACGGUUUAAUGGUUUUAAAACUAGUUCUCAUGCAAAGAAAAGCCAAUAAAAACCCAGCAUACUUCUCUCAUAAAGUGCUACCCAUAAACUGGUAAGAUUUGUUGUCAGUUAGAUUAAGCAUUAGGCAUCGCCAUUGCUAGAAGCUUAAUUGGCAUAAC
Molecule: messenger RNA, 2144 nt
Organism: Dendronephthya gigantea
Lineage: Eukaryota; Metazoa; Cnidaria; Anthozoa; Malacalcyonacea; Nephtheidae
Product: ATP-dependent DNA helicase Q1-like
Exons: 2
Coding region: 163-1599 (478 amino acids)
Biological process (GO): double-strand break repair via homologous recombination
Cellular component (GO): chromosome; cytoplasm; nucleus
Molecular function (GO): ATP binding; nucleic acid binding; four-way junction helicase activity
Source: RefSeq, a predicted model, not a curated record